Lolium perenne is the source of this 369-nucleotide messenger RNA. NCBI's taxonomy places the organism in Eukaryota, Viridiplantae, Streptophyta, Magnoliopsida, Poales, Poaceae. The record is from RefSeq and is a predicted model, not a curated record.
AUGGCACAAAUAGUCCGAACUGCUCUGGUUGGCGACUUCAUGGUCGCUUCCGGGACGUCUGCGGCGUGCCCGCACGCGAGCGGCAUUGCUGCGCUCGACGCAUCUGAACUGGAGCCCGGCGAUGAUCAAGUCUGCCAUGAUGACCACGGCGAGAAGGGUGGACAACACGCUCCAGCCGAUCACCGACGCCAACGUCAACAUCAUGGCGAGCCCGGUUCCGGCCAUGUCGAUCCAAACUCGGCUAUGGACCCUGGCCUCGUCUUCGAUGUUGGGCCACGGGACUUCGUCGCGCUCCUCUGCUCCGCGAGGUACACUGAAUACCAUAUCUCCGGUGAUUUCCAACUACGCAAACCUGACCUUGUCAAGUGA